This is a messenger RNA of Jaminaea rosea, 1690 nucleotides long. RefSeq lists its product as hypothetical. Gene Ontology annotation, molecular function: mRNA binding. Gene Ontology annotation, biological process: RNA processing. NCBI's taxonomy places the organism in Eukaryota, Fungi, Basidiomycota, Exobasidiomycetes, Microstromatales. The record is from RefSeq and is a predicted model, not a curated record. Gene Ontology annotation, cellular component: nucleus. The coding region runs from base 48 to 1598 and encodes 516 amino acids. The transcript has 2 exons.
CUACCUGGAGCCCGCCUACUUGCUUCCUUUCCUCAACAACGAUCAUCAUGUCCGACGCCGCACCUCCUCCAGUGGACAACAUCGUCCCCAAUGUCGAGUCAAAGGCCGAGCCCGAGGUAGCUGAAGCAGUCCCGGCUGCCCCGGCGGCCCCCGCUGCUGCGCCCGCUGCUCCUCUGACUCAGGAAGAGGCCGAGAAGGAGGCCCUCAGGCAGGUCGAGUUCUACUUCAGCGACGUCAACCUUCCCUAUGAUAAGUUCCUCUGGACCCUCACCCGCAAGGACGAUGGCUGGGUACCCUUCCCUACCAUUGCCUCCUUUAAGCGCAUGCGCGCCCUCAAGGAGCAACUCACCGAGGCUGGCAUUCUCAAGCUUCUCCAAGAAAAGUCGAAGCUUCUCGAGAUCGACGUCGAGGCCUCCAAGAUCCGCCGCAAGACGCCGAUCUCGCGACCUACAGACAACUACGAGCGCAGCAUCUACGCCAAGGGCUUGCCUGAGGACACCGAGGAGCUGCAGAAACAGAUGGAGGUCUUCUUUGCCACCUUCGGCCCCGUCAAUGUAGUUCGCAAGCGCAUGGAUGAGAAGGUACAGCCGCGCAAGUUCAAGGGCAGCGUCUUCGUUGAGUUUGCCUCGAUGGACGACGUCACCAAGCUGCUCGCGCGUGCAAAGGAGGGAGAGGAGAUCCGUUUCAGAGAGGGAGACGAGCCUUUGCAGAUCAUGAGCAAGGACGACUACUGCCAGAUGAAGAUGAAGGAAAAGGGAAUUGACCCCAACGGCCCUGAUCGUAAGACUGGCAAGCCCGGUUUCAAGAACACGAACCCCAUCAACCGACCGGGCAAGUUCAAUGCCUUCAUCGAGAUGGAGCGCGAGGCCCGUGGGGAAGGAAGCAGCUCGGCAGGCCGCACUGGCGGUGCUGGCGGGCGUCGUCAGGACAGCCCUCCCAUGAAGAAGGAGAAACCCAAGCGCAGCGACCCGCUGGAAUUUUCCUUCAACGAGGCACAGCUCGUCACCCGCCCCGACGAGACCGUCGACCCGGACACGGUCGUCUUCCCCGUGCGCAGUGUCAUCGCUUUCACCGGCGCCGGUGGCAAUGGUCACUGGAAGGAGCUCAAGGAGAAGCUACUCGAGACUGCGCCUACUUCCUUCGUCGAUUUCCCCGUUGGAUCGGACCACGGCGCUGCCGGGUUCAAGGAGACCUUGACCGAUGAGCAGCUCGACGAGAUUGUCAAAAAGGACAUUGAGGUUGGGGGACAGAAGGUUGCGUGGGAGCGCGUCGAUGAGGAGAAGGCCAAGCAGUUCUACGUCGACAGGGCGAACUUCCGCGCCAAGUUCCUCAUCGACGUGAGGGAGCGCGGUGACGAGGGAGGGCAGGGUGGGCGAGGAGGAUUCGGAGGCCGUGGUGGCCGUGGCGGUCGUGGAGGAGGCCGCGGUGGUGGCCGUGGCGGCAGAGGUGGUCGUGGAGGCGGGCGAGGGGGUGGAUUCCACCACAACCACGGUGAGAAGAGAAAACGCAACGUCGAUGAGGACAACUUGGGUACGCGCGCUGGAGGUGAGGCGCCUACGCUUGCUUCCAAGAAGUCAAAGCAGGAGCCUGAGGCAUAGUGACCCUUUCAAGAGGCAUCUCAUCGAUUCACGAUCCAAUCUGUAUUGCUCAAAUUCAUCCAGCCUUCUACGAUCUUGAUCACAGGCCUGAU